AUGAAAUUUAAUAUUAUUUUAUUAUUAGUAACAAUUAUAUUUUUUAUUUUAAAUGUAAAUUUAAUUUUUGGAGAUCCAUUAAUUUUAACAAGAAAUGGUGGAAUUUCAAAUGAAUUUAGAAGUUUGGAAAUUGAUACAUUGACUGGAUUCUAUUUUAAUCAAGCAAACCAUAAGGGAAAAAUUUCAAAUGAAGAGUUGAAAAUUAUUCAAAAUAUCCUUGAUAAUGAUGCUUUCAAACAAUUAAAACCAAAAUAUUUAAACCCUUUGGAUGUUACUUCUUAUAGAUAUACUAUAUCUUUGCCAUCAAAAAAGUCUGGUUCUUCUGUUGAUGUUACUGCUGAUUAUCCUAAGUUUUUAGAUUCAAUAUUUUCAAUUUUUGAAUUUUAUUCAUCAUAA
Molecule: messenger RNA, 396 nt
Organism: Dictyostelium discoideum AX4
Lineage: Eukaryota; Evosea; Eumycetozoa; Dictyosteliales; Dictyosteliaceae
Exons: 2
Coding region: 1-396 (131 amino acids)
Source: RefSeq, a predicted model, not a curated record